This is a messenger RNA of Macrobrachium nipponense, 786 nucleotides long. RefSeq lists its product as uncharacterized. Bases 7 to 750 code for a protein of 247 amino acids. NCBI's taxonomy places the organism in Eukaryota, Metazoa, Arthropoda, Malacostraca, Decapoda, Palaemonidae. The record is from RefSeq and is a predicted model, not a curated record. The transcript is spliced from 3 exons.
CGCAAGAUGCUCAUCAUUCUCAUGGUCUGCUUCUUCCUGAUGUCUGCGAGGCAUUUUAGUGAUGGAGCAUCAGAUACGAAGGCGUACCUAAAGGUCAUCAGCAGCUUCCCAUCUGGCAUGAAUAACUGUCUUCUCCAAACCCUCCCACUGAACUCUGCUCCCCGCAAAGAUAUUAGAUGCGCCAAUUUCUGCUUACGGAACGUAAACUGCCGUCUGUUCUGCAUCAAAGGCGAUGAAUGCACCCUCUUCAAGACCUGGGUGACCGGCGAAUACAUUGGCGCUGCCCAGGAUUCCUUCGGCUUUACCUCAUGUUACACGUCGUGGUUUUAUUCUAAGAACCUGGCACCUCGAGCAGUGGUUACGAUGCCGACGUUCUAUUCGGUGAAUCACGCUGAAUCUCAGGCCACCAAUGGAUAUUUCUGCUACGUAUACGAUUCAUGCAGCAUCACGGGUGUUAUGGCUAAUCCUUACUGGAAGGCUGACGUCCAGAAAACGUAUCUCGUCUCAACCGUCAUCGUUAAACCCAGGGAAGACAGCAUUAACUUCGAUAACGUCGAGAUACGCUUUGGAAAUUCGCCCACCAUCAGCCAGAAUCCAAUAUUUGGCACCCACGUGGGUGCCACACCUCCUGCCGGCACUGUCCUCACUUUCAAGCCCACCAAACCCAUGGAAGGAAGGUACCUCUCUUUCCAGACAUUAGCGGCCAGUGCUGCCCUCUCGGUCUGCGAAGUGCAGAUCAUCGAGGCUUAGUAGAUGCAAGAAUACCAUUGUAUUCUGCAUAGGGUG